UUAUCCCCAUCCCUCUCGAGACUCCAGUCCAGUCCAACCCCCCCGUCGACCACCAUGUCUACUGCCGAGCUCGCUUGCUCCUACGCCGCCCUCAUCCUCGCCGAUGACGGCGUCGAGGUCACCGCCGACAAGCUCCAGACUCUCCUGUCUGCCGCCAAGGUUCAGGAGGUUGAGCCCAUCUGGACUUCCAUCUUCGCCAAGGCUCUCGAGGGCAAGGACAUCAAGGAGCUCCUGACCAACGUCGGCUCCGCUGGCCCUGCCGCCCCCGCUGCUGCUGCCGGUGGCGCUGCUGCCCCCGCCGAGGCUGCCGCCGCUGAGGAGAAGAAGGAAGAAGAGAAAGAGGAGUCCGACGAGGACAUGGGCUUCGGUCUUUUCGACUAAGCGUCUUCAACCGUUCGGGUUUCCUAAUUUUUCCUUUUCUAUCUCGUUUCCUUACUACCUCCUUUUCGCCCCCUCGCAUUUCUUGUACCUGAUACUACGCGACCGCACGAAGACCAAAAAGGGAAAAUUAAAAGAAAGAAUGAACGGACAAGGACAUCCGGUGGGACUGGGCGCUCUGCUCGCAUGAUAGGCUCCGUCGUGAAGAAAAUAAGAACCAGAAAUGUGUCUCUUACGUAGUACUACUUUCUGGAGGGAAACCGCGAUGCCGUUGCGAUUCCGGUUUUUCCUGGGGGGGCGGAAGAGAUUCGGCUUCGGCUCCUCUUGUGUCUCUGAUGUUGUGUGUGCUUGUUGCUACUCUGCUAUAUGGCGUGUUCUUUCGAGCUUAGGUGCCCCAGCUCUCAUGCAAUGUCUGUCAUGCGACCAUGAGCAAAACCUCGUUCCCACUGUUUCCAUAUGUUCUGUAGAUCUAGACGUAGU
Molecule: messenger RNA, 858 nt
Organism: Aspergillus neoniger CBS 115656
Lineage: Eukaryota; Fungi; Ascomycota; Eurotiomycetes; Eurotiales; Aspergillaceae
Gene: rpp1
Product: ribosomal protein P1
Exons: 4
Coding region: 55-381 (108 amino acids)
Biological process (GO): translational elongation; cytoplasmic translation
Cellular component (GO): ribosome; cytosolic large ribosomal subunit
Molecular function (GO): protein kinase activator activity; ribonucleoprotein complex binding; structural constituent of ribosome
Source: RefSeq, a predicted model, not a curated record